Molecule: messenger RNA, 806 nt
Organism: Chaetomium fimeti
Lineage: Eukaryota; Fungi; Ascomycota; Sordariomycetes; Sordariales; Chaetomiaceae
Exons: 2
Coding region: 48-806 (252 amino acids)
Source: RefSeq, a predicted model, not a curated record
AGAACUACGGGCGUUAUCUUGUUACGAAGGUGCAGCCCUGGUCAUUCAUGUCCUCGAAGCAGAGUGAAGAAAGUUUCGAAGUCAACCUCGCCGAGGUGCAACACAUGCACUUAGUACACCUGCGGAUGAUAUUAGCUCGCCACAUAGCACGGGGGGAGCGAACUGGGGGCAAGGGGCUGUGCGCCAGGUGGAAUCGGCAACGUCGGAAAGAUGAAAAUGGCGAUGAGGAUGACGAUGAGAAUAUGGACGCCGAGAAUUGUUGGGAGGAUGAUCUGCACAGAUACGUCCAGGGGUUGCAAGACUAUGACUAUAUGGAUAAAAUGAACCAGACGUCCAGCAGGGACCCCUUCCACCUGACGGGCGAGAGGAAGCUUGAUCGUAUCAUUUUCGAUGCAUCACUGGGAGGUGCGAGGCAAGCCCGUUUCGACAGCAUGGGCAUCCAAGACGUACACAAGUGGGACAGCCAUAUGGGCCUUGUCGUCCCGUCCCUAAUCCAGAAUCGGUACAUACGCCUUGCCAGCCGGCUGGGGGUCUCUGCUAUUGGGGCUACUUUUCUAAUCGCCCCUAUGUGGCUGAUGAUGCUACGGGGUGGGUUAUACGUUGCCUUGAUAUCCACCACUGUGUUCGUCGCCGUCUUUGGGGCCUUUGCGGCGUCAUUCUUGGAUGAGCAUGUGCAUAUCUUGUCAAGCACCGCCGCCUCUGCGGCUGUUCUGGUGGUCUUUGUCGGACUUACCAGCGAAGCAAGCACCGCACAGAAAUACAACGAAUUGCCGAAUGUUUGUCAUGGGACACGCUCUUUCAAGUGA